UCAAACCUUUGUAAGAAGAAAAGCUCUACUAUACUUACAGCUAAAAGAUACAGUAUGAUUUGUUCCAAGCCGCACUAAACAAAAAUUGGGUUCAUACAUCUCCCAUGGCUACUAAACAGUGAAGGAAUUAAAAUAAGGAAAAAAACAGGACUAAAUUCUUCAGAGAGUUUGAAUUUGUAGGUAUCUAAUUUUUCAAUGGAACAAAAUGGCAAAGCGUAAACGUGAGCUUCACGGCUUCGAGAAGAAUUUAAGCAGAAGAUUGAGGGCUGAUUUGGAUACAACGCGCGUUCGUUGUUAAAGAAUUGGAUUCUAACUAGCUGCCAUGCACUGGAUAAGUUUUCCAACAUCAACGUCAAUUCCUCUCCUCUUUUUCUUUCUUUCCCUUCUUUUCUUGUUUGCUUAACCGUUUACUUUGAACCAUUCCAGUUUGGACCAGGAGUUUUCGACCAUCCUCCUGUCCUGUUUGAAACUCCCACAACAUACCAAUAUCAACAAAAACAAAGGAAUAAUAUAUUCCAUUAUAUAUCACACAUUUCACAGCUGCACCCCCUUUAAAAUUUCCUGGAAAAAUUCCUUGCAAACCCUGCAGUUUUCCCCUGGAAAAGAAAUUCCCCAUUAUUUAUUAUUGGGACAACCUUUUUUUUAUCGUGAAGUUCAACAAGUUUUCUAACAGUCAAAAAGGAUGUUGGAGAUGUGCACAAGGCCAUUGGAGAAGUGCUUUGGAGGAGGAGGCGGAGGAGAUGGGCUGUUGUGGCAUAUGGAGUUGAAGCCACACGCUUCAGGAGAUUACUCCAUAGCAGUUGUGCAAGCGAAUUCUUCCUUGGAGGAUCAAGGACAGGUGUUUACUUCCCCUUCCGCCACAUAUGUUGGCGUCUACGAUGGUCAUGGCGGACCUGAGGCUUCCCGUUUCAUCACUCACCACUUGUUUCCUUUUCUUCAUAAGUUUGCAUCAGAGCAUGGAGGGUUGUCAGCAGAAGUAAUAAAGAAGGCGUUUGAUGCUACUGAGGAGGAGUUUUUGCACUUAGUGAAGCGAUCAUGGCCAGCUAGACCACAGAUUGCUUCAGUUGGUUCCUGCUGUCUUGUUGGGGCCAUUGCUAAUGAUGUUUUAUAUGUGGCUAAUCUGGGAGACUCGAGGGCAGUGCUUGGCCGGAGAGUGUCCCCAAAUGGCACUAAUAAUCAGGUGGUGGCAGAAAGGUUAUCAACUGAUCAUAAUGUUGGUGUUGAAGAGGUGAGGAAGGAGGUUGUAGCACUCCACCCUGAUGAUUCUCACAUUGUAGUGUAUAACCAUGGAGUUUGGCGGAUAAAGGGCAUAAUUCAGGUCUCAAGAUCGAUUGGUGAUAUAUAUCUGAAGAAACCUGAGUUCAACAGGGAUCCUCUAUUUCACCAGUUUGGAUUCCCAAUUCCUUUGAAAAGACCUGUAAUGACAGCAGAGCCUUCUAUAUUAAUUCGGAAGCUGAAGCCUCAGGACUUGUUCUUGAUAUUUGCAUCAGAUGGUCUUUGGGAGCAAUUAAGUGAUCAAGCAGCUUGUGAGAUUGUUUUGAAAAGUCCUAGAGCAGGAAUAGCAAAGCGAUUGCUAAGAGCUGCACUUCAGGAGGCUGCAAAGAAAAGAGAAAUGAGAUAUGAUGAUAUUAAGAGAAUUAAAAAAGGAGCAAGACGCCAUUUCCACGAUGAUAUCACUGUUAUAGUGAUAUACUUGGAUCAUCCUUUGGGAUCUUCUAAUGGUAGAUUCAAGGAUCACAAUUUUAUUGACUGCACUAGCGCCCCUGUUGAUAUCUUCUCUCUUAAUGCCAAUGAAGCAGAUGACGCAUUCCAUCCUGUUCACUAAACAGCACAACCAGGACAAGGGGUGCUCUCUUGUCUAGUGAAUGAAAUGAUAUAUCAGGUUGAACCGGUCCUGAUCAGAAGAAAAUGGGAUUUUGAAAUAAUGAUCCUUGGAGGUUGCUGUACAUAAUUCUGUGUCUUUUAGAGGUGCUAAAUUGAAGCUGCUCCUCACUUCCCAGCUUGGGUUUUUCUUGGUCAUCUUAAAUAGUUUCCUCUUUUAUAUGGAAUUACCUAUGCAUACCAUUUGUUAUUUUAUUCUGUAAGAUAAUACACAGGCAAAAUAGGGAAAUUUGUUUCUAAACAAUGUUUUCUAUUUAUAAUUUACAUGCCAGUCAUCCCUUGGUGGAUUAGUAUCUAGAUGUAUACGUGGCUAGACUUUACUCAAUGCAAGAAAUGCGUUUUACCCAGGUAUGACAGAAACCAAGAAUUGAUGCCUUCUCCGAAGGGGACAUUGCAUUUUAUUUUUUAUAGCUUUGGAUGUUUUUGUUUGUUGGAUCGCAAGAAAUUAGUUAAAUUUUGGAUGUUGUUGCCUUGUUGGGGUGCAAGAAGUGACAAUUGAUUACAUGAUUUAUGAUGCACCCUAUGGAAGACUUUAGGGCUCUAUGGAUGCAUCUCCCUUGACUCCACGAAUAAUAAAUCCAUCUGCAAUUAUAGGGUUGUUGGCUAUGACUA
Molecule: messenger RNA, 2493 nt
Organism: Durio zibethinus
Lineage: Eukaryota; Viridiplantae; Streptophyta; Magnoliopsida; Malvales; Malvaceae
Product: putative protein phosphatase 2C 63
Biological process (GO): protein dephosphorylation
Molecular function (GO): protein serine/threonine phosphatase activity; cation binding
Source: RefSeq, a predicted model, not a curated record